Messenger RNA from Culex pipiens pallens (northern house mosquito), 689 nucleotides. Its product is annotated as protein LLP homolog. The coding region runs from base 129 to 593 and encodes 154 amino acids. The transcript is spliced from 2 exons. NCBI's taxonomy places the organism in Eukaryota, Metazoa, Arthropoda, Insecta, Diptera, Culicidae. Gene Ontology annotation, cellular component: nucleolus. The record is from RefSeq and is a predicted model, not a curated record. Gene Ontology annotation, molecular function: RNA binding. Gene Ontology annotation, biological process: dendrite extension.
UUCACUCUUUCAUGUCGCCAUCGCUCCGAAUCAAAACACGUUGUCGUGUUUUCGCUGCGAGGUUUUUGUGAAUUUUCCACCGGAAAGUUCCGUUUAUUUAUCGCAGUUCCCCCGGAAAUUAACUCACCAUGACGGCCCGUUCCAAGUCCCGGCGGGACAAAAACAACCGCAUCCGGCGCGCCAAGAACAAGGUCAAGGAGCUGAAGAAGCUGAAAAAAACGCUCGGCAUGAUCGACGAGGACGGAAUGGAUAUCAUGGAAAAGGUCAAGGAGAUUACCGAACAGCAGAAGAAGAAGGAGGAAGAGGAGAAGAUCAAAGCGGAAGUCCGGGAGGACAUCGUCAAGGAAGAAACCAAGGACACCGUUGACCACAACGAGUACAUCGACAUUGUGCACCCGGAGUCCAAGGUGAAGCACCGGUACAACACCCGAACCAAGCAGGACCAGUUUGGGCAGUAUCCGGUGUGGUACAACGCCCGGAAGGAGAAGCGAAAGCAGCUGCUGCGCGACGGCAAGAUCAAGAAGAAGCGCGGUCGGCCCGGCCGGAAGAUGCACUUUAUCGAUGAGACCUGCAACUGGAGGAACAUCGUUUGAAGUUGGUUGAUCUUUUUUGUCGCGCUAAUCUAAGUUGUAUCUGUAAGCCGGAGGGAAAAAUUCUGUAUAAAUAAACAAAGCUAAACUUUCAAAAAA